GCCGCCAGUACCAUCUUUCCUAUUACGUCAUCAACAUGAGCCGCGAGUCUUGACAUUCAGAGACGCAUGCUGAAUGUUUUCAUGAGUUUUUGACCUUUACAUUAACGUAUACCUUUUCAGUAAAGCCGGGGUCUGCAAAACAUAAACGGUAACGGUAUGUCCACGCGUCAAGCCUCGGUCCACGCGAAAUGGAUCAUCGGUCAGGUGAUCGGAACCCGGAUGAAGAAGACGGCGAAGGUUCGAGUCACGAGACUUGUGCUCGAUCCGUACUUGCUCAAGUACUACAACAAGAGGAAGACCUACUUUGCCCAUGAUCCUUUGGAGCAGUGCACUGUUGGGGAUGUUGUUUUGUUGAAGGCCUUGCCGGAGAAAAGAUCCAAACAUGUCAACCAUGAACUGGAAGAGAUAGUGUAUAAAGUUGGGACGGUGGUCGACCCGCUCACUGGGAAGAGGGUUGCUGGGAAGCAGUAUUUGGAGCCUCUUACGGAAAGCACAGACGUAUCUUUAACGGAAAAACUGGAGCAACUAAACAUUACUGCCUCCACACCUCCUUCCGCCUCAUAGUAUUGUUUUUGUCUUUGAUGUAUGUACAUAAUUCAUGUCUUGAUUUUCACAUAAAAUAUAAUAACAC
Molecule: messenger RNA, 631 nt
Organism: Carassius carassius (crucian carp)
Lineage: Eukaryota; Metazoa; Chordata; Actinopteri; Cypriniformes; Cyprinidae
Product: small ribosomal subunit protein uS17m-like
Exons: 3
Coding region: 157-564 (135 amino acids)
Biological process (GO): mitochondrial translation
Cellular component (GO): ribosome; mitochondrial small ribosomal subunit
Molecular function (GO): structural constituent of ribosome
Source: RefSeq, a predicted model, not a curated record